AUGCCGAGAGUGUCAGACAGCGGGACAAAGACGGGCGGGCUUCGCUUCGGUAGCUCGCUCUGCCCCUUCCUGGUGACCCUCCCUGCUAUAAAGCGGCGGCGAUUGUCGUCGCAGCGAGAAACGCCUUGCGGGCGCUUGUCCCGUGGGACCGUGACACAGGACCGGCCAAGCGUUUUGGAAGCAUGGCGAUCCGAGCAAUGGAGCAUGGCCCUGGUGCCCGAGCCUUUUAACUGCGUCAGCGUCGGUCUCGAGCGCCCCUCGAGAGAGGCGUCCGGAUGCCUUUCCCUUUGGAUGACCAGGCCGGUGGCUGGGAUUGUCGGGACAGCGGUCGCGAGACGCCGUCAGCUCGGACCUUUCCAUCUGGUCGGAGCUGUGGUUGCAAGCGAUGAAACGCACGGUCAAUCCAGCCUCCAGCGAGCUGAAAGACUGUUACGAGGCCGUCCUCUGCCCGGGCCGUGCUCAAACGGUUUUCAUGGACUUGAAUGCCGCCAGAGAGCUGAGCACGAAGUAUUCCCGAAUCAAGCAAGCCCCGGUACGAGGGUGACACGGCACCGCCGAGCACAGGACAGCUCCCAUGUGCAGUACUGUACUUUGGUGGUAGGUACGGAACCCCCCUCCGUCUCCCGUGUGGGAUGCAUUGCUUUGGUGGACAAGUUGACAGGGAGCACUGCACCAAAGUUCUUUUUCUUUCUCCAAGCCCAGACCCGUCCUUCAUUCUGCAUCGGACAUUGGCCCUCGUGGUCGACAGAUCAUCUGCAUUCUCGUGCGAAGCCAGGUCCGGAGCAGUCGGUGGGACGGCUCAAAAGCGGCAGGCAUCUCAUCGUCGCCGUCCAUCCGUCUGACUCCUACCAACGCAAACAUGGGAAUGAGCAAGACCACGGAGCACGAUGCAGUAAAUCGGGUGCAAACUGGAGCAUUCGGUGCCAUCGGCUCGGCCAACGAGAACAAGUGCAUGAUGGCACCCUUGUCGUCGUCUGUUGGGCUGUUGAGUGA
Messenger RNA from Purpureocillium lilacinum, 993 nucleotides. The record is from RefSeq and is a predicted model, not a curated record. NCBI's taxonomy places the organism in Eukaryota, Fungi, Ascomycota, Sordariomycetes, Hypocreales, Ophiocordycipitaceae.